UGUUAUUUGCUUGCACUGAUAAGAAAGCAAACACUUGCAAUUUAAUGAUUACAAUGAUCGUUGCAUGCGUUAAAUUUUUGAGGUCACCGCGGACUACAUUCGUCAGUUAGUGAGAUUAGCAAACUAUUAAAAUGCAGUUCAUACCAACAGAACAUUCGCACCGGAGGCUUAAUCCUUUGACUGGACAAUGGAUAUUAGUAUGUCCACAUCGCAUGUUACGUCCUUGGGCAGGACAAGAGGAAACGCCACAAAAAUAUGAUUUACCAGACUUUGAUCCCACCAAUCCACUGUGUCCCGGUGUGACUCGUCCGAAUGGAAUUCAAAAUCCUAAUUAUACCAGUACAUUUGUUUUUACAAAUGAUUUUCCAGCACUAUUGGAAAAUGUACCAGAACCGCAACCAGUUGCUGAUCCACUUUUUCAAGUAGCACCUGCACGUGGUACUUGCCGUGUGCUCUGUUUUCAUCCGAAAUCGAAUUUAACUUUGCCACAAAUGAAUGUUGGUGAUAUUAAAAACGUCAUUAAUGAAUGGAUUACACAAUAUAAUGAACUAUGCAUGCAAUAUAAGUGGGUGCAAAUAUUUGAAAAUAAAGGUGCCUCAAUGGGUUGUUCAAACCCUCAUCCGCAUUGUCAAAUUUGGGCAUGUUCAUUUAUGCCUUCCGAACCGCUUAUGAAGCAUGAAAAACUAAGAAGUUACUAUGAACAACAUGGACGACCACUUUUAGAUGAUUAUGCUAAACGUGAAUUGGAAAAGAAUGAAAGAGUGGUUAUAGAGAACCCAGAUUGGUUAGUUGUUGUGCCUUACUGGGCUGCUUGGCCAUUUGAAACUAUGAUAAUAAGUCGCAAUCAAAACAAACGACUUAACGAUUUAACAGCAUCCCAAAGAGAAAAUUUAGCACGCACUAUGAAAGAAAUCACGACUAAAUAUGAUAACUUAUUUAAGUGUUCGUUUCCCUAUUCGAUGGGUUUUCAUGGUGCACCUACUGCUGAUGAAGAACAAAAAGAUAAUUCUCAUUGGACAUUGCAUGCCUUAUACUAUCCACCUUUAUUGCGAUCGGCUACAGUACGCAAAUUUAUGGUUGGGUUUGAGUUACUAAAUGAGCCACAGCGUGACUUAACACCAGAGCAAGCAGCUCAACGGUUGAGGCAAACUGAUGGACAAAAGCAUUACCUGCAAUGAUGUGAUCAUGUCUCAAAUCACUGAAUUUUUAAAACCAAAGAAAAAAUGUUAAACAAAAUUUAAAUCGAAAUAACGCAAAAGUGUGGUGAAACCUAAUAAUCAAAGUAAAUUUUAUGAAAUAAAAUUAAAGGAGUUAUAGAGUUAAUUAGUACUUUUUAUAGAUGUAAUUAGUUCUGUUUUUAAAAUUUUGUGUUUAUGUAUUUUGGAAAGUUUUAAACAAUAAAUUAAUU
Messenger RNA from Teleopsis dalmanni, 1408 nucleotides. It is a transcript of the gene Galt, whose product is annotated as probable galactose-1-phosphate uridylyltransferase. The transcript has 4 exons. The coding region runs from base 132 to 1178 and encodes 348 amino acids. Gene Ontology annotation, cellular component: cytoplasm. Lineage: Eukaryota; Metazoa; Arthropoda; Insecta; Diptera; Diopsidae. Gene Ontology annotation, biological process: beta-D-galactose catabolic process via UDP-galactose, Leloir pathway. Gene Ontology annotation, molecular function: zinc ion binding; UDP-glucose:hexose-1-phosphate uridylyltransferase activity. The record is from RefSeq and is a predicted model, not a curated record.